Parascedosporium putredinis is the source of this 354-nucleotide messenger RNA. The record is from the annotation of a GenBank genome assembly. NCBI's taxonomy places the organism in Eukaryota, Fungi, Ascomycota, Sordariomycetes, Microascales, Microascaceae.
AUGUCUGCAGCGGUGCAAAGGUCUCGCGGGUCUCCAAGACUUACCCUCGAGCUCGUGACCCUCAUCGCGAGCCACCUCGAGCUCGAGGACGUGUACUCGUGCUUCGCCGUCUCCAGCGGCUGGCGCAGAAUCUGGACGAGUCCCGUACUCGCGCAAUCUCUCUGCGCCUACUUCUUCCCGCGGUCUCCCAAGCCCCACGAUCUCGCGGCCUUUCACGCGGCGAGCCUCGUCCGCCACAGGACGGAGCAUGGCCUCUACACGUCCAAGCUGGAGAAGCGCUUCCAGUACGACUCGGAGACGUAUUUCCGGCUGGACCCGGAAUUUCACCCGGACGGCAAGUACCCUCCUCCUUGA